CACUACUUAGAAUAGAUAUACUCUAUUUCAUCCCAGUGCUGGCUUUAACCUUGCCCUUCUCCACUUGGUAGCUCUCAGUCCUUAUUUCACAUUCCAUUUUUCAUUUUUUCUUUCAGUUAGCAUAUACUGUACCUGUACUACAUCUCAGCAUGAGAAGCAUUUUAACUUUUUUCCUUAUCCAUCCCCCUGUACUAAAACCCCAAUGAGACACUGUAGCUUGCUAAUUUAAUUUUUAAACUGAAAAGAGAAAUAAAAGGGAAUCAUAGACAUCUAGUCUCUUCUGAUUCUGGGUCUCCCAGCUUCUAUCAUGAGCUAAAGUGGGAACGUGGCAGGGACUGGUUGGAAAUGCCAAAUGCCGAAGUUUUUAGAUACUGAGGCCAAGUGUGGGACAAGUGCACAAAGUCUGAGAAGCCAGAACAGAGGAACAAAUAUUUGCAGAGAUUACAUCUAUUACUGAUACUAGAGGAAAGCCAGUACAUCUGCUCUCUUCAUGGGGCAGAGGAGUCGGCAGAACAGGAUCGAGGAGCUACCAAAUCCAUCAAGGCGGUCUCACUUCUGAAUCACUGGACUGUGUGUGCACUCUGCUACGGACCUGCAUGGUCUCAGACGCAUCAUGUUACCACUUGAGCUACUUCUCUGCUGCUUCCUGCUGCACACUGCAGACGCCAUUUCAUCUGGAAACCAGACGGAUGUCUUACUACAUCUUCCUUCACCCUUGGAAUCCUCGCUAACUUCCUCAUACCCCUUGUCUUGCCAGACCCUUCUUCCCAAUUCCCUCCCUGGCUUCACUCAGAUGGCCCCUCUCCCCAGGUUCCUGGUAAGCCUGCCACUGAUGAUCGCUCUGGAGAGAGCUGGUUGUCAAGCUGAUGUACGGGUCCUGCAGCUGCGGCUGUACCGCCAAGGGGGUGUAAACGCUACACAGACCCUCAUCAGACAUCUGCAAGAGCUGGAGAGAAGCAGAAGCAGAGGGACGGGAGUGUCAGUAGAUGCCCUGACCUCUGCUCUGCAGCUGUGGGCUGGAGAGAAGCCAGGCCCACGGAGAGCCCGACGGUCACCCUCGGUCAAAGACUGUGAGCAGGAGCAGGAGAAGAGUGUGCACAACGUAGUCCAGAUGUUGCCGGGAGUGGGGACCUUCUACAACCUGGGCACAGCAGUGUAUUAUGCUCUUCGGAACUGCUCGGACAUGGCCAAGGAACGAGGGCGAGAUGGGGUCAUAGAUCUGGGAUAUGACCUUCUGAUGGCCAUGGCUGGAACGUCAGGGGGACCCACAGGGCUACAGAUCGGCAUUGCACUUAAACCUGUGCUGAAGGCUGGGGUUCAGCGGCUGAUCCAGUAUUACUACGAGAGGGAGGCAAACACCCCUCCACCAGAGACCAGCGAGGAGGUCUUGGGGAGCACCUCAGAUAUGAGUGAAGUGGAAGAAACAACUAUCAUGGCCCCUUUCGUGUCAGAAGUAGUAAGUUCAAAUCCAUGCUGGGGGUGGACCUUAUUCAACACCUGUGGCUUAGAUCCUAGGUAUUGGAAUAUUAGGAUAUAAAAGAAGGUGGCAGGAGCCAACCGUUAGGCCUGAACCCUUUCACUGACAGAGGGCCUAGGUUCAAUCCCCGGUCAGGGAACUAACAUCAUGCAAGCCGUGCAGCACAGCCAAAAUAAACAAUAAUAAAAUAAAAAGAUAGUGACCUCUGACUAAAGAGAAUUCAAUCCAGUCCACUUAAUCCAGCAGAACUCUACUCUGAUUCCUUCCCUUCUAUAAACUGCAAUCCAUAACCAGAUCAGGAUAAGUGUUCUGAGAUUACAAAAAGGCAAAGAAAGAGGGGAAUGAGAAGAGCUAACGUUUUUCUGCUCACCUUUUGGCGAUGUGGCCAAAAAUAAAUAAGUAAAUAAUAAAAGAAGGUGGUAAACACUGA
Molecule: messenger RNA, 1907 nt
Organism: Odocoileus virginianus texanus
Lineage: Eukaryota; Metazoa; Chordata; Mammalia; Artiodactyla; Cervidae
Gene: APOF
Product: apolipoprotein F
Biological process (GO): cholesterol metabolic process
Source: RefSeq, a predicted model, not a curated record